GGAAAGGAUAGCCCUCCAAUCCAUCUUCGGCGGCCACACACUGAUUCAAUUUUCAUCUGCAAAACAUAAAAGAAAAUUCAAAAUGGCAACGGCAGCGGCAACCUCCUCCAUGGCGGCCACCGCCGUUUUCAUGCCUCCGCGGCUUCCCUACGCCACUUCCAGACUCGCUCGCUGCUCUAAUUUGCCAUACCUUCCACCUCGCGUAUCCACCACUUCCAUUAAACAAGUCUCAGAGUCUCGAAGGCUUUCUCUCGUUCCGAUUAGGGCCACUUCUUCGGAAGAGUCUUCCACUUCAAUUGAUACUGAAGAGAUUUUUACAGAUUUGAAGGGGAAGUGGGAUGCAAUUGAAAACAAGUCUACUGUAAUUCUUUAUGGAGGUGGAGCAAUAGUUGCUGUUUGGCUCUCAUCAAUUGUUGUUAGUGCCAUCAACUCGGUACCUCUGCUUCCGAAGAUCAUGGAGCUGGUUGGGCUUGGAUACACAGGGUGGUUUGUCUAUCGAUACCUUCUCUUCAAGUCGAGCAGAAAAGAACUGGCUACAGAUAUUGAGGUUCUGAAGAAGAAGAUUGCUGGAACUGAAUAGAUCGAUCUGUGUUGUUGAUGUAUUGUCAUAUAUGAGUAUUAUUUCUGAUCAUCAUUUUGUUUCGAUCCUUGGCGUCCCGUGCAAGAGCGUAAAUGUACCUGUUAUGUAGAAUAGGCCAUUGGUGAACCCCUAAACUGUAUUUUGCCCAUUUCAUUUAAUAAAGAAUUGACAUCUUUAUGUGUGUGUUCAA
Tripterygium wilfordii is the source of this 770-nucleotide messenger RNA. RefSeq names its product protein CURVATURE THYLAKOID 1A, chloroplastic-like. Bases 83 to 580 code for a protein of 165 amino acids. The record is from RefSeq and is a predicted model, not a curated record. NCBI's taxonomy places the organism in Eukaryota, Viridiplantae, Streptophyta, Magnoliopsida, Celastrales, Celastraceae. Gene Ontology annotation, cellular component: thylakoid; chloroplast thylakoid membrane. The transcript has 5 exons.